GGGUUUUACAACGAAAGGAAAUGCUUCUCCAACAUGCGCUCGGUACUAAAAUUAGCUUCAAUCAAGUUCGACGAUCCAUCCAACAACUUCCGAGAGCUGCUGUGUGAACCAUGUUUGUCAUCAGCAUUUUCUCGUCACCACUUUUUUCGUUUUCGUCACUAGACUUUCCCAGUAGCACCAACAGAUACACUCACGAAUGUACUUAAAAUGCUGCUAUAUUUAUAAAAGUCAUCUUCGAAAAUUCACAAUAUUUCUCUAUGUCCGCGGGCAGCAGUUGCUCUUCAGCCCGCCGAGGGAGCGGAUACGAUACGAAAUUUCGCUGGUCGUUCCGUGAAAAGUGGCCUCAUCGAUUAAUUUUCUGUGGAGAUUGCCGCUGUUGAACACGGUCUAGAAGAAGGCAGUUAUGAUGCGUGAUUUUUAUUUUCGCAUGUUGAACGCUGACGUGAUAAAUGGUGUGUGAAGACGAUCUCGAGACGUUGAGCAAAUCAAAAUUUUCUUGCAUAAACAGCCGAGUGCGGUUCUUAAAAGUGAAAUUGCUUUGUCUGGAAUACGUGGUGUACCGCGAGCAUUAAUAAGUGCGGCAUUUCUAAAAAUGUGCUGCAAAUCUUUGUUUUAGAGGUGAGAGUGUACAAUUCGUGCGCGUGCUUUUGACUGUGAAAAGAUGGCAUAUUGCACUGCCUACGCAAUUCAAAUGGAUUUGUGCAGCGGAUGUGGACUGGCUCAUAGUGAGCAAAAAUUUAUGAAUGCCUGAGACAUCGGAGUUGAAAUCAGUAUAUUGUAUCGUACAACAAAACCGAUUAGUACAAUCCUACGCUUGGUGCAGUUUAAAAUAACGUCGAUUGAGCUAUCGUUAGAUGUGAUCAAUUUGCAGUGAAGUGAUGACGAAAUAGUAAGGUGAAUUGAAACGAGUGAUUUAUAACAUUGAGUUUUCCGCAGUGAAUGGAUAUUUUAUUCGAUGUAAAAUACAAUUGAUGGAAUGAAAUUCAACCGGAAUUAGACGAUUUAAAUAGAUAACUCUACAUGCCGUAAAGUGGUGCAAUUAGAAUAAUGAUAACUCUAAUAGAAGCCUCUGCAGUAUAAUAUGAACCAAUCCGAUGGCGACAAAUCACUGAGCAACGAAAGAAAAAAAAGUACCAACAGAAAAAAUAAAAAUGUUCCCGACUCUCGAUCGUCAGUUUCCAGCAGUGGUGGAUUGCAGUCAUUUUUCCGGUGGUUCCGAAGGGACGACGUCCGUGUACAAAAGGAAUCAAAUCAGUUUUCACAGGAGGUACCUCAUGUGCAACCUACAUGUCAACAGGUACACCCAGAAGUUUCGAGUAGUGGCGUGUCCAAGUCGCAGCAGGUGAACACUGCUAAAGAAGAGUCUUCUUUCGAUAGUAUAAGUAACGGAACACACAGUACAUCGCCAAGCCCCGGCCCAGUGAUAGGAUGCAAUAACUUAUCGAAGAGCUCAAGUUGUGAUAGUAUCUUGAGUACGGCAACAGACGGAUUCGCAUUUGUACCACCAAAGUGCUACGAAGCUAUUGGAAGUCUACCGCAGCAUGAGCGCGUGAUCAAUCCAGGUCCGUACACCGAUAGCUACAAACGGCGUAUAGCAGAGCGGGAUCGGACGCGAGAGCAAGAUAUAAAAUAUGAAUUAACGUUGCGCAAAAAAUACAAUCUGUUUUCCAGCUUACGAGGAACUACCGUAGCUAAUGAGAAAGACUCAACACUUACCAGGGCCCAACAAAGAUAUGCAUACAAUGAGCUUAGCUUACCAACGGCAUCAAAAGGUGCUGCAGGUUGCUUAGGCACUAUCGAUAAAAAAGAAAUAGUAGGUGCUGCAACCAGAAAGCAUCGAAGGACAGUUAGCGAUAGCUCAAAGGAUAAGAAAGCUGGUGCCUAUGUGCAUGUUAAGGGCAAACGACGUGCGCCACCCCCACCCACAUUGAAUCUUGACAAUAAUUCAGGCACCCUCACAAACCAAUCAAAUAGUGGAACUUAUACCAAUUCAAGAUACGGAACGUUGUCCCCCGGAUCAACCUUAUCGCGAAAAAAACGACCCGCGCCAUUACCGCCAGUAUCGCCGAGUUCUUCGUUACUGAAUGAAGCAAUUUCAAAUACCAGUUUACUAGAGGAUAAAGAGAUUAAAGCCAUAAUCGAAGGAAUGCCAAUGCCGAAAACUCCCGAACUAAUAAUGCCCAUUAGAACAACUCCGCUUCCGGGAAUAUCGGAAGAAAGAACCCCUGGAGGAUUAACGGAGGAGCAGAAACAACAGCUAAUUGAUAACAUCCGAAGAGUUCAGGCUCCGCCAGAACCUAAACCAUCAACGCCAACAAACAAACCGUCAUCACCAUUCAUGCUUACAAAUAACGAUGUCAUGAAACUGGAAGAAAUAUUUAUUUCUGCCAACGGGACACGAUCACCCAUUCAUGAUUAUUUAUAUGCGGAAGCAGUUAGUGGUAUAAGUAAGCCCGGGAAACCUACAUCACCUAUCUCACCGAGACCGUGGUACAAGCGACCAAUUUCUGGCGUCAAACAUCAAGAAAGCUCGCUCCCUUUCAAAAAAGAUAUCAUUUUGAAAACAAUCGACAAGCGAAAAAACAGAAACAAAGACAACAACGAUCUUCCGGAGGUUGGGUACUGCAGAAACUCUGUUAUAGAUAACAGCACAGCGGUCAGCAGUGGUAGUGGGCCCAGAUUCAAUUUGUUCUCAAAAAUAACGGAAAAGUCUGAUGAUACGAAACAUCGAGAGCGGGAUCAGGAAAAACGCAAGUCAGGUAUUGGGAUACCGAGUAUAAGUGAGCUUGACCGGGAGGCUGCAGAGAUAUUAAAUAAAGAGAAUGCCUCGAAGCAAGUAAGAAGCGAUAAUGACGGUGAUAUGUAUUUUCUAGCCCCAGAACAGUUAGUCAAGAGAAGUCAAUCAUUUGCGAAACGCAAUGAGCAUGAUACGGUUGAAUCGGUUGGUCAACCAAAAUCAGCAAAGGCGCUAAUAUCAAAGUUCGAAGCAAAUUCUAGCAAUAUUAGCAAGAUUACGGUAAACCCCGCGUUUGUUCCCAACAAGGAUUAUUUUGGAACAGAGCGAAAGGUUUCUUCGCAGAGUACUACAGCAUUGACAACUACUAAUAAUUCUAUAACACAAGUUAGCGAUAAAACAACGGAUGAGAAAAAUAUUCUUGGGUUGUGGUCAUGCCCGUACUGUACUCUAGAGAAUCCUAAUUGGAGGAUUAUUUGUGAAGCAUGCGAACGUAUAAAGCCUUAUGAUAAGCUUAGCAUAUUAGAGGAACCGCCUUUAAGGCCAAAUCAUCCGCUCAAAAAAGCUAUCCCCGAAAUUAAAGCACCUUGUCCGCAACCGUCCACUGAAGAUUGGGAUAGAAAGACUGAACGUGUACUCAAGUACUUUAUGCCCAAAACUAACCCAGCUGUGUGCAAUAGCUUGGCAGUGAUGCCGGAACCAUACAAAAAAUCGUUCGGCCAGGCAAAGAUGCUCGCUUCGCCGAAGAUGGGAGUGAAAAGCCUCAUGAAUCGAGUUUCUCUCGAAAAAACGAAUGGAUUUCGAGAUGAGAAUGGAACUGUCAACGCUACAAAUAAGUUUGACGAUGAAAAACUAAAGGAGAAUAGUGUAGUUGCGCCCAUCAAAACAGUAAUGAAUGCUCCUCAGAUGACGUUUGAAACCGCAACACAGAAACCACAGAAGGCCGCGUCUGUAGAUAUAGACGAGGUGCGUAAUGCUAGGAUAGCUAGAUUCAGUACACAUCUCGAAGAGUUCAGAAAAGAAAAUAAGACUGGACACACAGAGCCCGUGCAAGAUAUGGAUGACGAAGCUUUGGAAAAAGAAAAACAAAUAUUACGCGAUAUGAUUCGUGCGAUGAACGCAAAAGCAUUAGCCGACAAGUAUCCUGUUCUUCAGAAACCGCCGGUUAGUAGUAGUCUAACGAAACGAGAGUCACCGUUGAUGCAACGGAAAAAUGGAUUUGUGUCUGCUAUUCCUAUCUGCACUAACAGUCCUAAAUCCAUACGCAAAGCUAGUCCAACGAUGUCGCGUAGAAAUUUACUCACAGCCGAAGAGCAUCCACCGGUUGUAGCUGAACCUUACAAGUUGGGGGCAGUUAAGAAAACCUUCCUUCGAAAACCUGAUGAUCACAAAGAAAAAAUCAAAUUGAACGAAUCAAAAAUUAUUAAUCAAGAAAUAGCUAAUAUGUCGCUCUCUAUUCCUGAAACGGUAGUCGCCCUCAGUGACCCCGUUCUGGUAUUGAACAAUGACGUGCAACGUGUUCGAUAUGAAGUGAUGGAUGAACAGCAAUUUGAAGCACAGAAUGAUGCACAGCGUAGUGCAGCGGUUGUGAAUUUAUCCGACCAACAGAAUGAAAAAGUUCGCCAAAUAUCGAAUCAGCUUCGUUCGGCUCAAGGUGUGAAAAACUUUCGAAACACUCUUAAGAAUACCAGUGGGUCGUUAAACACAACCAGUACCAUCGCGAUCAAUAAACUUUUACGAAACCUCGAAAUAGCUAUUGGCGAAGGAGCUCAUGAUCGUGCGGCCAAACUGGCGAUGGAUCUCGCAAAGAUGAAGGUGUCUCUUUCGGUUACGCGCCAGAGCCCGAAUAGGUCAGAUAGUGGUUCAGCAAGCAGCCUAACGGAUAUUAGCAUUACCAUCUACAUAAAUGACAAAACUAGCCUGAAGGGUCCGCUGAAAGUUAAUGUGUCGACAGCUAUAACUGUUAUCCAACUAAAGGAUAAAAUUUUUCGGGACUUUGGAAUACCUGUUAAUGUGCAACGAUGGAUGUACGAUGAUCAGUUACUGUCGGUUGAGCAGAAGAGUCUGUUUGACUACGGCAUUUGCGACAAUGGUCGUGUUCUACUUCUUUACAUAGUAAGUGGGACAACGCAGUCUAAGCUGCCGACAUUUGCAGACAUUUCAGUCAACAAGAUAAUGGUUGAACAAAAAGGCACACCAAAAACUAAAACUGUUCAACCACAAUUUAGUCAAGCAGAAGCAAAAAUUUUAACUGUAUCCGACUCUGAUGGCGAAUGUUCGGAUACGCAAAACGAGAUUCAGAUUGAAGAUGGCUCUAAUCUAGGUGCUAUGGCACUACCGACAAUCGUUGAAGAUAAAGGACCUCAACAUGAUACUGAGGAUGGCUGGGCAUGUCCGUUAUGCACCCUCAUAAAUCCACCGAAUCGCCCAGGGUGUGCAGCGUGUUCCGAGGGUAGACCAGCUUCGUACGUACUUCCAGCACGCUAUUGUAAGUCAGAUGAUAUAUUAGCUCCUGUGGAACCGAAACGCUUCAUCGCAGAUGGACCACACAUGUCAGCAGGUGUACAGAUGAGAAACACACCCAAAGAAAUGCGAAACGACCUGAAUCGUGUGUCGGGUAAUCGUAAAUCUUCCGAAGUCUUCAAUAUUUGUGUAGACGAAACAAAAGCUACGGAAUCACAUAAGAAACCCAAUCAUCCACAAACGAGCACAACGGAUCUAUUGACGACAAGGCAUAUUCAGAUACCAGAACAAAAGAAUAUUGUAAUGACUGCAUUCACCAGUCCCAAUAUAACACGGAACAAAUAUCGAGGUGUGGACAACUUCAAUCCUAAUUCGUAUAAUAUUGGUCCAACCAGAGCACCGAAAGCUGAUGGCCCUGUAAUCACUACUGCAAGUCCUAUAGUUAGAGCAGUGUUACUCAAAAGUGAUCCAAAUAAACCGGUCAAAUUUGGUAGAAAUGGAUUGGUGGUGCCCGAUGAUGAUUCCGAUGUCACAAAUCAUUACAUGGAACUAGUCAAUCUGGAUUCCGCAGAUCUGAUCGCAAACGCAGAUCCCUUCGAGUGUCCUAUAUGCUUCGAAAGCUUUAAAGAAUACGAAGGAAUCGUAUUACGUGAUUGUCUACAUUCGUUUUGCAAGGAAUGUUUGGUGAAUACUAUUAAAUUUUGCGAGGAAGCAGAAAUUAAGUGUCCAUUUAUGGAUGCAGUUUACAGCUGUGAAAGUGUUAUACAACAACGAGAAAUCAAAGCGCUAGUGUCCAAAGAUAUGUACGAAUCUCAUCUUGCGAAGUCGAUUCGCCAGGCAGAAAGCAAACUGGAUAAUACGUUUCACUGCAAGACACCAAAUUGUCGUGGUUGGUGCAUUUACGAGGACAACGUGAAUCAAUUCAAAUGCCCCGUCUGCAUAAUUGUGAAUUGCCUUACGUGCAGGGUUAUUCACGACGGGCUCGACUGCAAACAAUAUCAGGAUCGAAUGAAGAGCGACUGUGAUACGAACAUCGAAGCGAAACGAACCAAAGACAUGCUACAGGAAAUGGUAGAAAAAGGAGAUGCUCUCAUGUGCCCCACGUGUCAGAUUGUAAUGAUGAAAAAGUGGGGAUGUGACUGGUUGAAGUGUAGUAUGUGUAAAACGGAAAUCUGCUGGGUCACACGUGGGCCACGCUGGGGUCCUGAAGGGAAAGGAGAUGUCAGCGGAGGUUGUCGCUGCGGCGUCGACGGAAAAAAGUGCCAUCCAGAUUGCAACUACUGCCAUUAGAAAGUUAUAAAAUCACUUGGAUUGCAUUAGGAAUAAAUUGAAGCCAAAGAGAGUGUUCGUUUCAGCAGCUUUCUUUUGUUGGUGUAACGUAACAUUCGCUACUCUAUAGAGUGUAUAAGAAGUAAAAGAAACCAAACUUA
Messenger RNA from Topomyia yanbarensis, 6627 nucleotides. RefSeq lists its product as uncharacterized. The transcript is spliced from 8 exons. Lineage: Eukaryota; Metazoa; Arthropoda; Insecta; Diptera; Culicidae. Gene Ontology annotation, biological process: proteasome-mediated ubiquitin-dependent protein catabolic process; protein linear polyubiquitination. Gene Ontology annotation, molecular function: ubiquitin-protein transferase activity; ubiquitin binding. Gene Ontology annotation, cellular component: LUBAC complex. The record is from RefSeq and is a predicted model, not a curated record. The coding region runs from base 1082 to 6487 and encodes 1801 amino acids.